AUGCCGCACAAGCACAGAUCAAAAAAGGGCGACAAUGGAGCUGAGUUUGAUCUGCCUCCAACGGAGAAUGCGCGUCCACUCCCAGUAAAGAAGCGCAAUGCGACAACAACUUCUGGGGACGGAGUCACAAAGAAGCGCCAGAAAAUUUCAACGAGGAAUAAUGAUACGCCCCGAGCCUUUAGGAGACUCAUGGCCGUGGCAGCGGGCAAGAAACUCAGAUCAGGCUUGGACGAUGGCCGAGCUGAGAAAUCCACAAAGGGAGCUGAUAAACCGAGCGAGGACCUGCAAAUUCGCCCUGGCGAGAACCUAGGGGCCUUCGCCAGCCGCGUUGAUGCAGCCUUGCCAGUAUCAGGGCUCGCCAGGAAAACCAGCGUAAACAAAGACGGCAAAGAUGCACAAGGCUUCAAGGUGUACCGAACUCGCAAAGAACGCAAGAUGCAUAAGCUCUACGAGCAAUGGAGAGCAGAAGAGUUAAAGAUACAGGAAAGGAAGGAAGAGGAGCUGGAGCGCAUAGCAGAGCGCGACUUGGAAGACGACGCCGCUGGCAUCCUUACCUCAGUUGCUUUCCAGAACGAAAAUAGCCAAGGAAAGAGAAAGAAGGGUCAUAAACGAAGAAAGGCUGCAGAGGAAGAUCCAUGGCUUGAAUUAAAGAAGCGAAGAGCAGAGAAAAAACCCAAGAUCUAUGAGACAGUAUUAGCACCUCCUGAGUUCUCUAAUAAAGGAUAA
Molecule: messenger RNA, 726 nt
Organism: Trichoderma citrinoviride
Lineage: Eukaryota; Fungi; Ascomycota; Sordariomycetes; Hypocreales; Hypocreaceae
Exons: 2
Coding region: 1-726 (241 amino acids)
Source: RefSeq, a predicted model, not a curated record